This is a messenger RNA of Cylas formicarius (sweet potato weevil), 1458 nucleotides long. RefSeq lists its product as uncharacterized. The transcript has 8 exons. Bases 270 to 1265 code for a protein of 331 amino acids. The record is from RefSeq and is a predicted model, not a curated record. Lineage: Eukaryota; Metazoa; Arthropoda; Insecta; Coleoptera; Brentidae.
CCUAGCCUAGUGACGUGUAUCGCAGCUGACUUCGAUUCCAAAGCUUCGGCGCCCUCGCGGAACGCCAAUACGGGGAUAGAGAUCAAUAACUCUUUGGGGUGGUCAUUGAAGUUAUUCACGCAUCGAGCGCAUGCGUUUCGUAAUAAGAUCAAUAUCGCAUCCCUUCGCGUGUAUGGCUCCUCUCCCGUGUAUGUUUCAAAUAGCUAAACCGUGGUCAAAAUUUGGGUGUUUUCACUACAAGAGUAAAUAAAAUAUAAUACAUUGUUGCAAUGUCUUGUCUUGGAGAUUGUUUCGAUAUGGGCCCACCUCCAGAUACUAUUUUGUUUAUGCCUCCACCUCCUGCUCCGACAUUUUUGCUACCUGCUCUGGCUCCCAUCAAUAUCAGUCAUUGCUCUAUUACACAAAGGUGUGAUACGUCCUCGAGCUGGACAGGUGUCGGAAAAAUUCCAAUAGACAGAGAGUAUAUAGAGAUGCCGCGGAAAGAUGUUGAAACUAACUGGAGCGUAACCGGUAUAGACGAUACAUGGUUGUUAGUUUUAGUUGCGUCUUCGAUAGGCGUUUUACUGUUGGGAGCUCUGCUGGCAAUGUUCCUUUUGAAAUGUCGAGAAAUGAACUUGUUUGGCGGGUCGGAUCGUUGUACACUUCAUUCAAGAGAACAUCGAGAAAUAAUGAAACACACGGACACUCGAGACUGUUCGGUGUUAUCCAAUGGAAACAAAUUGGCCAUACCAUCGGACGCGGUACUAUACCAUGGGACACCUAAUCUUCAAGAUAACCGUCUGAUGUGGGCCGCGCUGACCCCAAGAGGAACGCAGCAUUUUAUUUCGGAGAAUUAUCCCAGAAAUCUGAUCAAAUACGAUGAGUCCGACGACCAUUACGAGACAAUCGAACCAUUGCGUGCGGAACCGGGACAUUCCGUCGCGACUACUCGAGGAUACGAUCAAUACGAAACAUACCAAAAAGAUUACGAUUACGAGGAUCCCACGCCGCUGAUUGAAAGUUACCAGAUGGGCAGCAUGGAUAAUCCGGAAAACCACCAUUAUCAGAUUAUCGGCAAUCCGGACAUGCGCUGUAUCGGAAUGAGUAUUGGCCCAAGCUUGAAAAGACCCGCAUCCAUAAGCCGACCCAGGGUUUCGUCUCCGACGAGAAUUGAGCACCCCAAUCUGCCACCAUUAAAUUUAUAUCCCCACAAAAUGAGCACUCUAAGGAGAAACACGAUGAGUUACAGAAGCGCUGACGGCACCAUUCCUAAAUACAGCAUAUAAGUGUCUGAACCUGUUGCUAUACAUGUUUAGUUAUCAUUUGUACGAUUAUUUAUUAGAUUUUAUUUCUUUGUUAUAAAUUUUCGAAAAUGUGUUCGUUUUGUUUGUUAUAUAGCUACUAGAGUAGAAUUUUCGACGUUUUUAUUGUAACGUGCAUUGCAUGGUCUCAAAAUAAUUAUUAAAAAAUGUAAUAGAA